Molecule: messenger RNA, 3590 nt
Organism: Menidia menidia (Atlantic silverside)
Lineage: Eukaryota; Metazoa; Chordata; Actinopteri; Atheriniformes; Atherinopsidae
Source: the annotation of a GenBank genome assembly
CGGCGGAUCGUUGGCGUUUGUUGUGCGUGACAUUCCGAGCUGCGCUGCAGCCUUUUGCAAAAACUACAAAUAAAACAAAUCAGUUUUUUUUAUUUUUUGUUCGCAUAAAGUUAUUUGGAAAUGUCUUUUUCAAGGGCUCCCCUGAAGAGGUUCAAUGAGAACGUAGGUUGCGCCCCUCCACCGGGAGCCUAUGAGAUCAAAUCCGGGGAGCUGAAGGGAGCAGCAUCCUUCGAUAAAUCAGAUCGUUUCAGAACAGUCAAGGCAGUUUCUGGGGGUGUUCUGGCACCUCCAUCACCAUCCAGAAAUGCCCUCGUCUCUCCUGUCCGCAGGACUAUGUCUGUUGAUGGUCUUACUGAGGGCUCCAGUGUGAAGAAAGAGAGGAACGGGAUGACCAUUGACAGGAAGCAGCAGAAACUCCUGGAGAGAGAGAUCCGGUCUCUGGUGCAGCAGCGGGGGGAGCAGGACCGCCGGCUGCUGGUGCUGGAUGAAGAGCUGAAGAAAGCUGAGGCCAAACUGCUGGCUGCAGUCAGGGAGAAGACUGGCCUCGCUGCCAAUGUUACCACACUUGAAAGACAGCGAGCGGAGCUCAAAAAGGUCAACGAGUUCCUUAAAAACAAGGUUUCUGCAGACACCACAAAGAAGAGGAUCAAUUCCCUCACAAUGGAGCUGAUGGAAGUCAAGAACCAUUUGGAUGUCAAAAACAAGGAGUUAAGUAUCCUGCAGAUUAAUACCGAGAGCCAACUGAAGGUGCUGCAAACUGACCUGCAAGCUGCAAGGGCCUCAACCUGCGCCCAGCAGGACAGGAAUAAAGACUUGGAGGAUCUCUAUGAAGUGGCAAAAACCCAGAAUGAAAGUCUUGAGAAAGAAAAUGCUACUCUACAUGCUGUGGUCAGGGAGCUCAGGGAGGAGAUGAAAGUGCUUCAGGGAUACUUGGAUUCAGCCAAUGACCAGAUCCAGGAUCUCCGCUUGAAGAUUCAAGAAAACACGGUGGUGCGUUCUGAAAUGGAGAAACUAACCCAAUUAGAGAAGGAACUAGAGCAGUGUACCAGAGAGCUGGAAAACACAGAGAGUUUGCUGAGAGACAAAGAAGAGGAGGCCCAAACAUUCCAGGAGGCACUGCAGGCAUCAAAGGACACUUUAUGGGAAGUGGAGAAGAGGAUGGAGUACCAAGAGGUGGAGCUGCAGUCCGCUCAAAAGUCAGCGAGUGACAUGGAGAAGCAAGUGAAGCUGGCCAGCCAGGAAGGUCAAGACUCUGAAGCAACGGUCCGCCAACAAGAAACGGAGCUGGCCCGACUCAGGGAGGUGCUGAGGAGGACGGAGAGGGAGCUGGAUGAGAGGGUGGCCCAUCUGGAACAGAGGUGCCUUUUCUCCGAGGAAGAGAAAAACAAGACUCAAGAGGAGGGACUGAAGAAAGUGGAGGAGCUCAAGAUGGAGCUGGCCUCGCUGCAGCAGGCGAAACGAGAUGAGAGAAAGAGACAGAUUCAGCUGGAGCAGGAGCACGCUGUACUCACGGAGGAGCUGACGAAAGAAAAGGCGCUUGUGGACUCCCUGACUGUGCUGGUGGAGCAUGAAAGAGCGGAGUCUGAGGAGCGGCUGACACAGCUGAAGGAGGAGAUGGAAGAGGUGCUGGGAGAGCUCGCCGUCAUGGAGGAGCAGGAGCACAGGAGUCAGGAGGUGGCAGAGAAGAGUCAGGAGGCCCUUCAGAAGCUGCGGGAGGAAAAAGACGAGCUGGAGCGGCAGCUAAACGAUACAAAGCAGCUCCUGGAGAGCCGGAGCAGUGACGUGGUGGCUUUGCAUUUGGCCGCCAUGAGAGAACUCCAAGAGGCAAACGCAGACCUGCAGGCAAAAUUGGGAGAUGUUGUCACGGAGCUAGAAAGCACCAAAGAGGCUCUGAGGGGAGAGAAGGGAAGACAAAGAGAGCUGGAAAUGGAGCUGGAGAAGGUGACCCUUCAACUGAGGGAGUUGAUGGAAAAAAUGGUUGAAGAAAAAGGGGAAGAGAUCGACAAAAUGAAGGAGUGGACGGACGAGCACCAAGAGAGACUGCAGGCGGAGGAAAAAGCCCGAGAGAAUUCCCGACUUUUGCUGGAGGUGCAGGCUCGCUUUGCCCAAAAAGAGGAGGAGAUGAAGGCCGCGGAGGCGAGGCACGCGGCUCAAAUGGACCUGCUUCAGCAGGAGCUGCGGAUCCGGACCAGCGAGAAAGAAGAGGCUCUGGGGCAACUGGAUCAACAGAAGAGCCAGAGUUUAACUGAACUCCAACAUGAGAGGGAAAAUGCCCAGAAACUGCUGGAAGAGAUCAGCCAAGAGAAGGAGGAAAUGAUCAAACGGAUCCAAGAAGAAAGGGAGGAGAAAGUCCAAAUUGAGGGAGCCUACCGGGAGAACAAAGAAGCAUUCGAGGCAGAGAGAAGAAACCACGAGCUGGUCAGGUCAGAGGUGCUCAGACUACAGGAUGAGCUUAAGAGGGUUGAUGAGGAUAGAAAGAGUCUGCUGUCUGAAGUAGAGCUCAAAGAACAGCUGAGGCGUGCUCUGGAAAGUCAGCUAGGUGCUACGGAGGAGGACAAAAACCAGCUUGGAUUUCGUCUGGACGAGGCCGAGCAAGAAAGGGUUAGCCUCAAGGCCCAAUUAGCCCUCGCAGAGGAGAAGACGAAGGCUCUGGAACACGAGCUGGAAACCCAUCGACAAGACAGGCUGGCGCUGGGGGAACAGGUAGAAACCCUGAGUCAGCAGAAGGUCACACUGCAGUGGGAAAUGGAGGAGCAGCGGCAGGAGCUCCAAAGACAAUUAGCCGAGGCGCAAGAGCAGAGCUCCCCAAGGUCUGAAACCGAGCACUGGAGGAAACAAUAUGAGGAGCUGUAUUCUAAGGUCAGGCCAUUCCAGGAGCAGCUGGACGCGUUUGCAGCGGAGCGGAACGCGCUGCUCAACGAGAACGGGGCCAACCAGGAGGAACUAAACAAACUGGCCGACGCCUACGCCCGCCUCCUGGGUCACCAGAACCAGAAGCAGAAGAUCAAGCAUGUGGUUAAGCUCAAAGACGAGAACGUCUCCCUAAAACAGGAGGUGCUGAAGCUCCGGACACUGGUUGGCCGCCAGAAAAGCGACCUGGAGCAGCUCAAGUCAAAGCUCCCAGGGGCUCCCCGCCGCAGGUUUGAUCCCAGCAAAGCUUUUCAGCACGACAAGGAGAACUUGCAAAGUGACACAAGCAAACCUCUGAAAGACGGAAACCAUAUAGAGUAGAAGAACUCUGCCAACCGACAAGAUGUGACAACAGCUUUUCAUUUCAUCGCUUGAAAUUGGUGGUUCCUAUAUAUUAUGUAUUCAUUAUUCUUAAGUGCAUUUCCUUUAAAUGUUUAACAGCUUCUGUGUCAAUUAGUUUGCUUAAGGUUGAGAACUAUUUUAAUGUGCGCAGAUGGUUAGCAAAAGAUACUUAGUGUUCACAAUUGGCUCAAAUGUAGUGAAAGUAAUGUAAUAUAUUGUCUAUUUGAAUUUCUUUUAUUCUUGAAACCUUCUUAGCAAUUCUUUGGGUAACAUGACUAGAAGCUAUUUCACUGGAAUCAGCUGUUUGUAAAUGGUCUAUUCUAUGUAAAUAAAGACAG